This is a messenger RNA of Hibiscus syriacus, 1979 nucleotides long. Its product is annotated as SNF1-related protein kinase catalytic subunit alpha KIN10-like. The transcript has 11 exons. The coding region runs from base 91 to 1614 and encodes 507 amino acids. NCBI's taxonomy places the organism in Eukaryota, Viridiplantae, Streptophyta, Magnoliopsida, Malvales, Malvaceae. Gene Ontology annotation, biological process: protein phosphorylation; intracellular signal transduction. The record is from RefSeq and is a predicted model, not a curated record. Gene Ontology annotation, molecular function: ATP binding; protein binding; protein serine/threonine kinase activity.
CUCGCUAUUUCUUCUCCGAUUGGAUUCUCCAUCUAAAACAAAAACUAGCGAAGGCUGUUCCGAUCGAAUCAGGUAAAAAAGGGAAGGAAAAUGGAUGGAUCAGGAGGAAGAGGAGGAAGUGGAGCGGAUAAUGUAUUAUCGAAUUACAAGCUUGGAAAAACGCUUGGAAUCGGCUCCUUCGGAAAGGUUAAGAUUGCUGAACAUUGUUCCACUGGUUAUAAAGUUGCUAUUAAGAUUCUUAAUCGGAGAAAGAUUAAGAAUAUGGAGAUGGAGGAAAAAGUUAGAAGGGAGAUUAAAAUUUUGAGAUUGUUUAUGCAUCCUCACAUCAUACGACUCUAUGAGGUCAUAGAGACAGCAACAGAUAUCUUUGUUGUUAUGGAAUAUGUGAAGUCCGGAGAACUCUUUGAUUAUAUCGUGGAGAAAGAAAUUAUGUAUGAAAUCUUUAAGCAGAUAAUUUCUGGGGUGGAGUACUGCCAUAGAAAUAUGGUGGUUCAUCGAGACCUGAAGCCUGAAAAUUUGCUUCUGGAUUCCAAAUGCAAUGUGAAGAUUGCUGAUUUUGGCUUGAGCAACAUUAUGAGAGAUGGUCAUUUUCUGAAGACAAGUUGUGGUAGCCCAAACUAUGCUGCCCCAGAGGUUAUUUCUGGGAAACUGUAUGCUGGACCUGAAGUGGAUGUAUGGAGCUGUGGUGUUAUAUUAUAUGCCCUUCUUUGUGGCACCCUUCCUUUUGAUGAUGAAAACAUUCCAAACCUCUUUAAGAAAAUAAAGGGAGGCAUAUACACGCUUCCAAGCCAUUUAUCUCCUGGUGCUAGAGAUUUGAUUCCACGGAUGCUUGUAGUAGAUCCAAUGAAAAGAAUGACCAUUCCUGAGAUCCGCCUGCAUCCGUGGUUUCAAGCACAUCUUCCAAGAUAUUUAGCUGUCCCCCCACCAGAUACAAUGCAACAAGCAAGAAAGAUUGAUGAAGAGAUACUUCAGGAAGUGGUCCGAAUGGGAUUUGAAAGGAAUCAUCUGGUUGAAUCUCUUCGCAAUAGAAUUCAGAAUGAGGGAACUGUUGCUUAUUACUUACUAUUGGACAAUCGUUUCCGAGUCUCAAGUGGCUAUCUUGGAGCUGAGUUUCAAGAAACUAUGGAAUCUGGCUUCAACCGCCUACAUCCAAGUGAACCUACAUCUCCAGCUGUUGGACACCGCCUUCCAGGAUAUGCUGAUUAUCAAGCAAUGGGUUUAAGAGGCCCCGAGAGGAAAUGGGCUCUUGGACUUCAGUCUCGGGCGCAUCCUCGUGAAAUCAUGACAGAAGUUCUCAAAGCUUUGCAAGAACUCAAUGUCUGUUGGAAGAAGAUAGGGCAUUACAACAUGAAGUGCAGGUGGCUUCCUAGCAUACCUGGUCUUAAUGAAGGCAUGCUCACCAAUCCCGUGCACAAUAAUCACUAUUUUGGUGACGAAUCAGCCAUUAUAGAGAAUGACAGUGUUACCAAGUUGCCGAAUGUUGUCAAAUUCGAAGUGCAGCUUUAUAAAACACGGGAGGAGAAGUAUCUGCUGGAUCUUCAAAGGGUUCAGGGGCCACAGUUUCUCUUCCUGGAUCUUUGUGCUGCAUUCCUUGCACAGCUCCGGGUCCUCUAAAACGAGUAUGAUAUAUUUCCAAGGACCCUUCUCCAUGAAUCUCCUAUGAUGCAUGUGAAUAACAACAUUCUAUGUAUAUCUCUCUUUUUUGGGCGUGCGUGUGUGUGUGGAGCCGGUUGUCCAAGGCACUAUUACUCGGUUCGGUUAUGUAUGUUAGUCCAGCUUCCAACACUGUGCCUUUACUGGUGAUCAUGGUUUCAGCAAUGUUAUGGAACCUAGGGGAAUUUUUAUGAAUUAUCGUGAUAGAAUUUACCUUGGUCUUGUGGAAUUCACAUAGGUCGAAAUUUCGAUGAUCCUUUUCUUGUUCGGCGUAAUCGGGUGUAAGCGUCAGAUACGAGUAUGCGACUUAUUUUUUCUUUUUCGAA